Messenger RNA from Nelumbo nucifera (sacred lotus), 1730 nucleotides. RefSeq names its product sarcolemmal membrane-associated protein. Lineage: Eukaryota; Viridiplantae; Streptophyta; Magnoliopsida; Proteales; Nelumbonaceae. The record is from RefSeq and is a predicted model, not a curated record.
CCAUCCCCCGCUGGAGGUGCAUUCUCAGACCCAGCCUUUCACUUGCCACCCCAGGGUUUAAGUUCGAAAGAUGUUUCCGUGAGUAACAUCUUUCGCUCAAUUUCAGUCUGUUUGCAGAGGCCAAUAUCUUUCUUCUGGUAAUCGUCGUGACUCGCCAUAGUAGUCGAUUUGAAAUGGGAAGCAAAGGUCGUAUCCCACCUCCUCAUCUGAGAAGAUCUCUUCCUGGCCCUGGCAUGAUGCAUCCUGAUCCAUUUGGUCCCGGCAUCCGCCCUCCACCUGGUGGCUUUCCUCCUUUUGAUAUGAUGCCCCCUCCAGAAAUCAUGGAACAGAAGCUUGCUGGACAGCAUGUGGAGAUGCAGAGACUUGCAACAGAGAACCAAAGGCUUGCAGCUACUCAUGCAACUUUGAGGCAAGAACUUGCUGCAGCACAGCAGGAAUUGCAGAGAUUGCAGGCCCAUAUAAGCGUCAUGAAGACAGAUAAAGAACAACAAAUGAGCGGCCUCAUGGAUAAGAUAGCCAAAAUGGAAGUGGACCUGCAGGCUGCAGAACCUGUUAAAAUGGAGUUGCAGCAGGCAAGAACUGAAGCCCAGACCUUAAUUGCAGCAAGACAGGAGCUCAUUUCAAAGGUGCAACAACUCACACAGGAUCUCCAGAGGACACACUCAGAUGUUCAACAGGUUCCUUCUCUAAUAUCAGAACUUGACAGCCUCAGGCAGGAAUAUCAACACUGCAGGGCUACUUAUGAUUAUGAAAAGAAACUAUACAAUGAUCACCUUGAGUCGCUACAGGUGAUGGAGAAAAACUAUGUUUCCAUGGCCAGGGAGGUAGAAAAACUUCGAGCAGAACUGGCUAACACCACUAACCUUGAGAGAAGAACUGCCAAUCAGAAUGCAGGUGGGCCAUAUAGUGGCACACCAUAUAGUGGCAUGUCUGGAUACAUGGAAAAUGAGGCAACAGGAAACCAUACUGUUGGACAAAAUGCUUAUGAGGAUGGAUAUAGUGUUCCUCAGGGACGUGGACCCCCUCCUGGUUCUGCUGCUGCUGCUGCAUAUGGUGGAGGCCCACCUGGUCCUACUGCACGUGCUGGAUAUGAGGCAUCCAGAGGGCCUAGCUAUGAUGCCAAUAGAGGGCCUGGUUAUGAUUCAAAUAGAGGCCCUGGAUACGAUGCACCAAGAGGAGGUUCAGGGUACGAUGCACCGAGAGGUCCCGGAUAUGAUGCACCAAGAGGAGGUUCAGGGUAUGAUGCACCAAGAGGAGGUUCAGGAUACGAUGCAACAAGAAACGCUGGUUAUGAAGCACAACCCAGAGGUGCAGCUGGAUCCCAGGGACAGGUACAAUCUGCAAAUAAUCUACCUUAUGGCUCAGCAACCCCUCCUGCUCGUGCUGGUGGCGGGGGAUAUGAUGCCCCUCGUGGUGGGAAUCCUGUUAGGCGAUGAGUUUGUGCUGUCAUCAUUUAUAGUUCGGUGCUCUUGAAAACUGCUUUACUAAGUGGGCUAUUGGAGAGAUUCUGUUCACAUGUUUUUUUUUUUUUUUUUUUGGUCUCGUACUUCAUUUCCUUUUAACUCAAGACAUGUGUUGUUGAUGAUUGGAAACUCCACAUUUACAGGGCAAUCUGUGAACUGAGUGUAGGCAUGCUUGUCUGGAGGAGCAUGAUAUUAAUGAAAUUGGGGAGUUCCUCAGGGGUGGUUGUUCUUUUCAUUCCUGCUAUGCAUUUUUCUUGUUCUGAUCAA